Molecule: messenger RNA, 917 nt
Organism: Caretta caretta (loggerhead turtle)
Lineage: Eukaryota; Metazoa; Chordata; Testudines; Cheloniidae
Gene: TAC3
Product: tachykinin precursor 3
Biological process (GO): positive regulation of blood pressure; tachykinin receptor signaling pathway
Source: RefSeq, a predicted model, not a curated record
GGGCUGUUCAUGACGGUGACUGGAGGCUGCUAAUUCUGGCUGGGAGCACGGCAGCCCCUCUGCUCAGUGUCUGAGAGCAGCCCGGGAACGCAGCUGCCGCUCAGCGCUGCAGGGAGGGACCAGCCCCGGCACUGGCUAGGAGUCUGGGCAGAUUGGCCAUCACCCCCAGUCCCAGCCCUCGGGAGAGGAAAAUGAAAAGCCCCCUGGUGCUGACGGUGCUGCUGUCCUUAGUGGCGGCCAAGCUGUGUCACGGCUACUGCGAAGGGACGGAGAAGCAACAGACGGCCAGCGGGAUCCAGGCGAAGCCGAGCUCAGACCUCUACAAGCUGCCCACGGCCCUGCUCAGGAGACUCUACAAUGGCCACCGGGUCUCCUACGAGGAACUGCUGCAGCUGGCGGGCAAGGACGAUGCCCGUACCAAGAUGCCCAUCCCCCCUCAGAAACGGGACAUGCACGACUUCUUUGUCGGCCUCAUGGGCAAAAGGACCCCAGAGCCCGACGACCCCACAGACAGGAACAAGGAGACUUCCACUGGCUUCGGCGACCUCAAAUAUCCCCCAAAUGCAGAAUGAGGUGCCCACGCUGGGGACAAGCAAAGCGCCCGCAGCGCCUCGAGAAAUGGAGAUGAAGCCGCUCGCCAAAGCCCGCCGUGCUCUCAACCGAACGGGAACCCUUCGCCGUGUCGUGGAGAACUCUUCCCCCCUGCCCCAUCUCGUCCCCACUGCCCCAUUCCAGCCUGCGCCUCGUCCUAACGCUAGUGCUCACUGUUUGGAAAUAGAAUAAUGUCCCCGCCCCAUGGUGCUUUCCCCGCCGUGUGCACCGGCUGCAGACACCCCGGGCAGCCAGCAGAACCCCCUUUGUGGCGUAGGUUAAAACCACCCUUGACUAGUCAAUAACACCAUGAUUUUUACCUAUGA